UGUAGCAAGGGCAGCGACCAGCUAAUCUUCACCAAGCAAGUCAUUACACUCGGCUCCACUUCUUCAGCCGUCAUUAUGGAUCAUGUGAAGAAAAAACUGUUGAAGACGAGUCAUAAAACUAGUGCAUCAAGAGAAGAAAUCAAUGAUGAAGACAGGCAGAUUAAUGUUUGGAUCGGCCAAGAAGAAAAAAUAGUCUGUGGAUUAACAAAGCACACAACCAGUGAAGAUGUGGUGGAGGCACUUCUUGAAGAAUACCAAAUUUCAGCUCAAAACCACAAUGUGGUAUUUGGGAGUCACAAAGAGUAUAGCAUUAUGGAACGCUGGAAGAGCUUCAAUCGUAUUUUGCCUCCUACAUUAAAAAUAUUAAAACUUUUAAAUUCAUGGGGGGUAGAACACAUUAAUGUGACCUUUUUUCUAUUUAAAACAUGUACAUUAUAUCCAUUCUCAACAUGGUGGACUUCGAAAAAAAUCAUAGACCUCGACAAGUGCAGAAAUCAGCACAAUGCAGCAUUUCAUGUGCAGGAAUUGCCGCUAGUUAUGAGAAAGAAAAUUGUAAGAAAAGCAUUCAGAAAAUUACAAAAAGUAAAAAAAGAUAUGACCUGCCCCAAAGAAAACAAUAUAGAGCAAAUGAUCCAUGUAGUAAUGUGUCAAAAUAACAUUAUUAAACAGCAGAUGGACAGAAUGAAACAAGUGGAUAGCCAACUGGAGGAGUAUGAUUCUUGUCAAAUGGGGUGUCAUGGAGAAAAUGUGAGCUGUAUAAUAGCAGAUUCAGCUGACAGGUUUCCAGAAAUGCAUAAUCUGGAAAAUGGAAUGGACAUCCAGGAGAAGUUGAAUUAUCAACAUAUGCUUAUUAGGAAGCUGUCAGAUGAAAUUAAAAUGGAGAUGUCUUCUUUGUGCCAGGAAGAUGAAAACUUUGUCGAAGAAGGGUACACUGACAUGGAGAAAUGCGUUAAACAAGAGAUAGAUGAAAGCCUUCAAGUGGGAUUACAAUUAAACAGUCUGUACAACUAUAUGCAGAAAGAAAUUCAGUAUCACGAUUCAAUACUGCUUCAGCAGAAAAAAGAAUAUGAAAUCCUAAAGGAUGAGCUAAAAUCUGGAUGUGGUAGCAGCUCAAGCAGCUUUUUAUGCUACGCACCUCAGCAAUACAUGUCUUUAGAAACAGACGGUGGUAAAGAAUUGUGUGAAAUCACUCAUGUGUUGUCUAGCAUGGAUAUACAAAAUGAAACAGAUUCAGAUACAGGCAUUAGCUCCACACAUAGCCAAGAUUCAGAGUCUGUUCAAUGAGAUUUUCAGACAUUUGCUGUUCCUGCGUUUUCAGUUGAACAAUAAAUUGGAAUGAACUAUGGUUACAGCUUUCACUCUAAAAUACUACAAUACCUAACAGCAUAAUAGUAACUAAGAAAUUGCAGCAUUAUCUUUCCAAAGCUGCAUGCCAUUGGAAGGCAUUUUUACAUUUUAAUAAUAAUGGGCAUCAUUUCUAAAAAGAGAUGAGAGUUUGCUACCGUGAGGAGUCUAACAAAUAGUAUGAUAU
Molecule: messenger RNA, 1531 nt
Organism: Bufo gargarizans (Asiatic toad)
Lineage: Eukaryota; Metazoa; Chordata; Amphibia; Anura; Bufonidae
Gene: RASSF9
Product: Ras association domain family member 9
Exons: 2
Coding region: 76-1284 (402 amino acids)
Biological process (GO): signal transduction
Source: RefSeq, a predicted model, not a curated record